Messenger RNA from Wasmannia auropunctata (little fire ant), 8618 nucleotides. RefSeq names its product cytokine receptor (gene dome). Bases 878 to 5416 code for a protein of 1512 amino acids. Lineage: Eukaryota; Metazoa; Arthropoda; Insecta; Hymenoptera; Formicidae. Gene Ontology annotation, molecular function: protein binding. The record is from RefSeq and is a predicted model, not a curated record. The transcript is spliced from 13 exons.
CCGUCAGGUUGACGGCACUGGCGCGAUUGAUCGCGCAUACGUUGUGUGUAUACUCCACGCUCGCGCCGCGGAUCGUCCCUCCCCCCGCCUUCCCGUGGUGGUGUGUGCGUGUGUAUAAUACGUGCGUGCACACAGACGACACACGCACGCGCGUACACGCGAGCGCGUGUUUUUGUACGCGGAAUAUAUACGCGCAUCACGUUGGGAGCCGCGGAGGUCCCACAGACGGACGGACGGGCCCCCCUUGGCCAUUCUCGUGAAUGUAAACAGAACUCUCCGUCGCGCCGGAUAUAUCAUGUGCUACGACAUGGACGGGUACGGCGGCGCGGCCGCGGAGCUGCUCGCUCUACCCGCGUCGCGCUGAAGGCCGAGCCGGAGCUGAGCUAAGCGAAGUGAAGUUGUGUCGACGUUGCCGUCGCCGUCGUCGUCGUCGUCGUCGUUGUCUUCAUCUUCGUCAUCGUUGCGGUCGCCGCCGCGCGCUCGCGUCGUCGGUGUGUGCGCGUUCCUCGACCCGGGUCGCCGCCUUCGGAGUGGUGUGCGUGCGGGGAUUACCGUGAAGUGGGAACGGCAGCCACGAGAGCCGACCGUCGUCGACCGUCGUCGCUCCGGGCUCGCCCCGUUGCGUGUACGCGGCGGCGUCUCUCUCUCUCUCUCUCUCCUUCCCCGUCUUCCUUCGCCCGACUCUCUUGCUCCGUCUUCUCCCUCUCUCCUUCUCUCUCUCUUUCUCUCUCUCGCGGUCGCCUAGGAUAAUUCCCGAUACCUGAGACGGGUUCGCGUGUGCGCGCACCGCGUACGGUUCUACGUUGGCUCCGUUGCAAUGAGAGGCCUCGGCAGGAAAUUCACGGACGGAGCUGCAUCCAGGUGACGGAAGCGCAAAAUGCCUUCAAUCGAUACGCGAUCGAUAAGAGUGCCUGGAGAAAUGGAUCGGUGUCCGUCGCACAGAGCGGACGCCACGUCGAGACAUCGAGCUGGAUGCCGAUCUACGCUAGAUGAGUCCAACAGUUUCGCAGUGCCGCGCUGCGAUACAUUCAACGCCUCUAAUGCCGUCCUGCACAAGAAGGAUACCGUCACAACGCUGGAAAACGAGCCCGAUAGCGUGGCUCGCUUGCCAGAGGACACUUCGUUCUCUCACAACGCCCAAUCAACUGAUCUAUACUCGUUGCGAAAAGAAUUCGCCUGCCCUGUCGCUCCCUGUGAUCACGGACGCGAUACAAGUGUAAUGAACGCGAACCACCGAAAUCGUCACAGUUCUACGCGAGAGAGUGACGCGAUGAGACAUUCUCACGCAUCGAGCGCACUCUCGAAAUACGGUUUCAAUCAAAUGCUAGGAUUAAUCACCGACUGGAUAACGAAUUCUUCAUGGAGGAGAUGGCGGGCCUACUUUCCUAUCUUAAUCUGCCUAUUUUGCGCGACGCAGUGUACAGCCCGCACUUGCUCAGUUGGAUUAAGCACACCAGGGUGGACCUGGCCACAAGGUGAUAUUGUUAUCGAACAUGGUAAGGACCUCAAAAUGUACUGCAUAUUGAAUCAGACGAUCGUGAAUCGUGAAUAUCCCGGUAAAAAUGCGACGAAUCUCCGAUUCUUUCGUAACGAUCACGAAAUGGGGCCGGAAUUCGUCACGGUAAUUAAUGAAACAACGUUAGAGCUGUACGUCAACGAGCCACCGGCCUCCGACAACAUGUACAAUUGCAAGUUGAAAGUAAACAACAGCGACUAUGUAGCAGUUUGUCUCAACAAGGUUGUAGUUGGAUAUCCACCUCAGAAACCUAAAAAAUUCGACUGCAUUUCCUAUAAUUGGGAGAGCUUCAAUUGCACAUGGGAGCCAGAACACAAUUUCGUCCAUACAACAUACGAGUUAAUGUUCCAAUUAGCUUCAAGAUCGGGAGCGUUGUAUUACUGUCCGCUUGAGACGACGACAGAGAAUUCGUGCACGUGGACUAUAUAUUCCAAUCCACUGUAUAGGCAACCGUAUGUGUUUUAUAUGUUUACACUGAAUGCAUCUAAUACUUUCGGGACCGUCAACUUUACAUAUCGCAUCCAGCAUUAUCCUAACGUUAUUCCGGCUAAACCUCAUAACCUCACCUUAAUAAGUAAAACAUCGGAGAGCGCACUGUUGUAUUGGGAAAUCCCCUUCCCGAUGGCGACAUUUCCAGUUGGUAUUCAUCACAAAAUUAUGUAUCAACAUCAGUGGGAUCUUGAGAAGCAUUGGAAUGUCAUCAAUAUUACGUCACACAAAAAUAAGGAGCAAUGGCUUUGGAAUCUUACCAGACUGGAGUACGCUAACACAGUGUACGAUGUUCGCGUUUAUUUAAAGAGCGCGACAGCUGUAAGACCGGAUCGAUGGAGUGACUUCAGUGUCGUUACAUUCAGGACAUCGCCGAAAUUGCCUGGCGCUGCACCGCGAACUGACAUCGGUAGCUUCGAAAUUGCUGAAAAUAACGGAAACAGGGACGUAUACUUGUAUUGGCAAGCGAUACCGCACAACCAGGAGAACGGUGAUAAUUUUAAAUAUCAAAUCAUUCACGUGGAGGAAAAUGGCCAAAACGUUUCGCUCACACCAAGCGAAACGACCAGGACGUACGCUAAAUUGAAGGGAAUCAGCUUCCACAGCUACCUAUUCGAGAUCAUCUCGACGAAUGAGGUCGGGGCUAACAGUAAUCGUGCAAGAAUAUACGUACCGAAUCAUCAAGAGAUACCGCAUGAACUGAUAGCGUUCACGAAAAUCGCUUUCGAAAAAGGAUUGUACGAAUUAUCCUGGAAGCCGCCGUUCGUCAAACCUAGAAUCAUGAAUUACACCAUCUUUUGGUGCGACAAUGAGCGCGAUCGUCCGUAUCAGUGUACCGGAUACUUGGACUGGGUGCAUGUUAACAGAAAUACUACGAUCUACAACAUAACUGUGCCGGACCCGUCCAAGGUGUAUCAAUUCGCAAUCUCCGUCAAUACCGAGAGAGGUAGCAGCGGUAUGAUAUGGUCGACGUGCACGGUAAUUCACAACAGAGUCCUCGGCAAAAUGAAGUCCGUGUGGAUCAAUCGUAUUGGGUCGACCUUUAUCGAAGUCGGUUGGAAGCUCGACUGCUCGGAUCGCAUCGGGAUAAUCGAGGGAUUCAGCAUUAAGUACUGUCCCAUAGUGUCGCCGUUGAAUGUCAGCUGUAGCGGUCCCAUGCUUAACAGCACCAUAGUAGCGGACGCGCACACGAUACAUGGCACUGUCUACAAUCUGAAGCCCUACACCACGUACAUGCUGAACGUCGCGGUGCUGACGAAGAGCGGUGAGGGUCUGCCUAGCGAUCCCCUGUACAAUACCACCCUCGAAGGCGCGCCGACCCCACCAUUGAGCGUGAGAAUCACUGACGUGAGUAACACGACGAUGUUCGUCGCGUGGAAAAAGCCGACGGCGAUGAACGGCGUGCUCAGGUAUUACGAGGUCUAUUACAACGGUGAAGUCAGGAAGGUGGAUGUGGAUGAGGACAAGGAGGGAAAUCACAUCAAGCUGAUGGAAUUGAAACCGUAUACGAACUAUUCUAUUAGAAUUUCCGCGUGUACCGUCCAGUGCAGUGAAAAGUCAAAGGCGGUAGAUGAGUACACGAAGAUCGGCGUGCCCGGCAAAAUUAAUAUACCCAAAGUACGCUUUGUAAACUCCAGCCAAGUGAACAUCCAGUGGGAGCCACCAUCAGAACCGGCCGGUCCUGUAGAAGAGAUGUAUUACGAAAUAGAGUACGGAAAUGGCAUAAUCCAAAACGUUACUAAACCAGAAGUGCAAUUGCCCAUUCCUGACUGCAAGAACGUUGAGCAUCGAGAGCAGAAGCACAAGUUCCGGGUCAGGGCUAUUAAUAUCAAUAACGGCGAUAUUUUGAAAGGAUCCUGGUCCGACUAUGGGGAAGGAAAUUGUUAUAAUAACGGACUAUCGUACGUCGCACUGGUUAUUAUAUGGAUGGUUGGCGUCUUCAGUAUCACAGCGUGCAUCGCGUGCCUUGUGUACAUGUUCAAGAGAAUGUGGAUAAAAUGUCGAGCUAUGCGAGAUGUCGAAGUGAAACUACCGCCCGGACUUACCCCGGUAAAUAUGAUGCUGCUUGAGAACAAGGGCGAACCACACAUACGUCAGCCGUCCGCCGAUUCCAGCGGCUGUUCAAGCGGUCAAGAGUCCGUUACCUCUUCGCUCACGGCGGAGUCGCAGGUCUGCAGUGACAGCGGCACUGAGGUGGACGCGGUGCAUACGACGUCCGACAAACUGAAGAGUCAGCCUGUUCGCGAAUCGACCCAUCUACGACAAAGAACUGCACGUGCACCGGGCGCAUUAUUGGCAGACGUCACGACCUGCUGGGCGGACUCGUACAUCAAAGUUGGCGAUUCCGUGAGUGAGCCGACCUCCGAGGAGACCAUAUCGUUGGCACGGUCAACGCCCAAUUUAACGGAUAACACGAUGUCGAAGAGCUACUCGCCAUCGCAACAUGCUUGGUCCAGCACAAACUAUAUCAGCAUGCCGUCCUCCUCGGAGGCGUUACUGAGCAACCCGAGCCUCGUACCGCGGAAGAAUGUCAGCUUCGCCGGUGGUAACAGCGCCGACGGUGACAGCAAGGACGAUAACAAUGACGACAGCAACGAUAGCAACAACGAUAGCAGCGACGACAGCGGUGAAGCCUUGAUAUCGAUCAAAUUUGACGACGAAUUCGAGAAGGAGAAGCAGAAGCAGACCAUCGACGACAAGAUGCGGUCGAUUAUCGAGCUGAACAAGAAGAUAGAUAUAUUGGCGUCUCACAUCAAUCCCGAUAAGACGACAAUGGCGACGCCGUAUGUUCAAGCGGGUCUGAUAGACGAAAUACCCGGAUCGCCUUCCAGUAUACCCAAACAUAUACAAGCCAGGAAUAGCAAUCUGAUGUGCGGCACCUUCAAGGUUAAGGACAAUCAGAAUCUGUGCAAGAAAGAUUACAUGUCAUUCUCGCCGACCUUCCCCGUCAAUACUUCCUUGACUUCGGCAAGUCCGAAGUAUAUCCUCGCCACCAUAAUGCCCGAAGGGAUGACGAUGCCGGUUACAGAAGCGGAUCAAGAAUCUUUACAGCAGAAAACGCUGCACGACUCGCACGGUUCCACUACGGGCGGAGUCUCGUACACUAUUGUGAAUGAGGCACAGCCGCAGGAGCAGCGAGAGAAGGCGGGCGAACUCGCGAACGUGACGGAGGACGUCGAUGAGGAUGUCGACAACAAGGACGCUCCGUCCUGGCCGACGGCGGAUGUGACGAUAGAGGGGAAGGAGUUGGACUCCAGUUACAUCACCAUCGCGAAUUUGUCACCGCCCUCGGCGGGACCGUCUUACGUGCGACUCGAGAAGAUGCCACCGUCACUGCCGCAGACGGCGACAAGUCAGCCGGACGCGGAGCAGUACGCAGAGGUGACGGUCGUGCCAAGUACAGUUCAGUGAGGUGAGGAGAGACUGUCGUCUCGUUUUUCUCCUCUCCUUCGCGGCGGUGAUCAUUGCCACCUGCGUAGACGGACGAAGUAAGUGCUACACUGUAAAAUUGUGGUAUAUACGGCGGUGCAUGCGAGGGACUUUGGGGGGGGGGGGUUAUACACGUUUGAAUGUAAUUGCGACGCUCACGCGAAUCGACUGAGUCGAGCAGUGACCUUUUGCGACCUCGGAAAUGAGGUCCGCUUAUUGAAAUGUACGAAGAGAUUUAAGAGAGACUUUCUUUAUGAAAGAGAAUGUUUCAUUCUUGCUACGAAAAUAAGACUGGAUCUAAGCAAAAAAGAAGAUCAUCGGCUUGGGAUUAAAUAAAUCGUUGGAAAUUUACCUCUUAGUAAAGGAGCUUGCUGAUAAGAGCGCUCACGUUUGAAGACUCUUCCUUAAAUAGCUCAUCACUGAGAAAGAGUCUUAUGCACAAGGCAUCCGUACAAAAAAAAAAUAGAAUACACAGGAAGCGCGACUCGGCAGAGCCUUUAAGGGAAUUUUUUAAUUAGACCUUUUUUAUCCCUUCGCCCAAGCUGGUGUCUUCUUGUUUGAUUAUGCUUGUAUAUCCGGCGCGAUAUGCACAUGUAUGCGGCACGAUACGUUCGAGCGACGAGACAUGCCAGAUUGGCGUUCUCGUUCACCAAAGUAUGUACCAGUACUGCGUUACUUUUUUUAAAUAUAUAUAUUAUAUGCGCGAUGUCGACGCGAUUACUCCAUAAGUUAAAAUAAGUAAAUAGAAUAUACGAAUGCGUUAUAUAUAUGUGUAUAACGGUCAUACAUGUGUACAUACAUAUGACCGGAUUGACGGACAGCCUAUUGCUGUCGAAAAAUUAAUUAAAUUAAGUCCACUUCAGACGAUCUAUGAUUCAGAAUCAGGCGCAAUCUAGCGAAGGGAAUAGGGCCUCCCCUCCCCAGAGAAUCCGACACUCCUGAAAAAACUCGCGCUUCUAACUUGCGCGUUCAUUAAAAAAAAUCAAUUAACCCUUGUACGAUUUAUGAUCACGCGCGAUAUUUUUUGUUACAAUCACAAAGUUCCAAGAAAAGUGUAUUACUCCUCAUUCUCUCGCGGCAAAGCAAAUAUUUGCGCAGCGUGAAAGAGCGGUGUAAAUGAAAUUUUUUAUUAGAAAGUGGCUGUUUCUUGGAAUUUUCCAGCAGUGUCUUUCAAUAGCCGUAAUGCGAUUUGACAGUCGCGAGCCCAAUUUGAAGAAAUUUUUUAAAAAUGUAGAGUAAAAUUGUAUAUAAUCUAUAGUUUUUUUCCUGAGAUAUACAGAGCAUAAUUAGUGUUAUAUACUCUCUCAGAUAAAAUGCUUCAAAAUGUUAUAUAUCAUCUUGUUAUACAAUUUUCCUUCCCUACGUUCCUCUGAUCCCGUCAAAAUUCAAGAUAAUAAUAGGCUCUGUAACUUCACAUAUUUAUAAUUUUAUAUGCCGUAUACGAAAAGAUUGAAGAAUAUACACAGCGCGCGUAUUUAUGAAAAGAUAAAAAAAAAUAUGAACUCUCACAUCGAAACAUACGGGCAUAAAGAGACUAUAUACAGAACGCGCCAGAUUUCUAUUUUUAAAUAUUAUAGAUCGUCUAUAGCUGGUUUUAGUUAGGCAUUUUUUUCACAGCACAAUUUUUUUCGCUAAAUUCUCGUUUAAUCGUGAGAAAAAUUUUUUUGCCAUUUUUGCAGGGAUAAGCAAACUUUUUUUAGCAUUAUAUUUUCUAGAUUUCUUUAUUAAUGACAUACAGAUAUCCUAGUUUAAUCCUUAGUUAAUCGCUUGAGCAAACUGAUGCAACGUAAUUUCUAUGACUUCACUUUUUUUUUUAUUAUAUCACUGCAUUAGAAAUAAAUUAAAUUAGAACCUUAAAAUGAUGCUAUUCUGAUACAACAUCAAAUAAUAGGAAAGAGAAGAGAGCAAAAAUAGAAUAUAUCACAAAUUUAUAAUUUUUUUUUUUUAAAUUCACGCAACACGCGAUUAAUUAAGGAUUAACGUCGUUUCGGAAAGACGAACGCUAUUGCGUUUAUAUUCGCGUGGAAAGCAACGAGUGCAUACAGAUAUUCUUCCGAACGAUUUUUUUUCUCGACUCUAUCAACGAAAAAUUCCGCUCGCGAACGUUUCCGUUCACCUUCGCGCCGACAGGAUUGCUCAAAGAGAGACGAAAGUGACGCGUUCGACGGGGUUGCUGCAUACAGUCAACGGAACAACGACGAAACGCAAGUUACGUAGAUUUUCUAUUUCUCAAAUCUACCUUCUAUUCACCUUCAGCUGUCACACAGCCGCGAAAGUUGAAUCAUGCAAUGCAAUUUUGUUAUUCGUUCACAUAGCUCAUUCGAUACUUCAUUAUCACACAUAUCGAUCGCGAGUAAAAUGUUGUACGCAGCAACGUAACGGGAGACUCUUUUGUAAUAGCGCUAUGGUACAAUGUACGGCGUAACCGCACACAUGGUCAGGGAUAAUAAAGUAAAAUGAGAGAUAGGAAAAAGAGAAAAGAACGUCGUGGUGAGCGCAUGGGUGUCGCCAAGUCAGCUCGCGAGAAGAAACAUGUUUCCGAAGUCUCGAAGGGAGGGAUGGCAAAUUAAAUGACGCUGUGUCAUUGACGUAUCACGCCUACAGGCCUGCUAAUAUCGUUAAUGUAAGAUUGUAAACAUUGUAUCUCGCACUUAUUUGUAUAUACCUCCGAUUUUUAGAAACGAAUUAAAUAACGAACAAUCGGAGAGAAGAGGCGCUCUUUUUUCUCGCACUUCAACGCCGCGCUUUUCGAACGGCGAGACCGAUCUGCUCGGCUACACGAGGAAUCCGCGUGGAGGUGCCCACUGCGUCACAAUUAUCCCGGAUCGUGCGCUUUAAUUACGCGUAGGUCAGAAGGCAAUUAAAGUACCUCGCGCAGUAUAUAUAGAGUUAGCUGUGAGUAAAAUGCGCAAGUGACAAUUGGGCCUCGCAGAACACUGUCUCACGCUAUCACGCAGCAACAAGAAUAUAUGUAUGCAUAAUAUGUGCACUUUAAACUAGUCAGAUUACACCGCCUUCUUCCUACAGGCCUUUCUUUCAUACCUUCGUCGUAACGUUCGAUCGGACGUUAAGAUUAGCGGUUGUACAAAAUUUAAUGAUAAGCCGAAAAAAACAGAGCUGACAUGUCCGUAAACUGUUUGUUCUUUUUUUUCUUAUACGAAUCUUGUGCUACUAAAAAAAAAAA